CCGCCAUGAACGGCCUGUCGGUGAGCGAACUCUGCUGCCUCUUCUGCUGCCCUCCCUGCCCCGGCCGCAUCGCUGCCAAGCUCGCCUUCCUGCCGCCGGAGUCCACCUACUCGCUGGUGGCCGAGCCAGAGCUGGGGGCCGGGGCUGCCCCCUCAGGGACACUGCGGGCCUCGGCGGGCACCCCCGGGCGCUGGAAGCUCCACCUAACAGAGCGCGCUGACUUCCAGUACAGCCAGCGCGAGCUUGACACCAUCGAGGUCUUCCAGACCAAAAGCGCCCGUGGCAACCGCAUCUCCUGCAUGUACGUGCGUUGCGCGCCUGGGGCCAGGUACACGGUUCUCUUCUCGCACGGCAACGCGGUGGACCUGGGCCAGAUGAGCAGCUUCUACAUUGGCCUGGGCUCCCGCAUCAGCUGCAACGUCUUCUCCUAUGACUACUCUGGCUACGGCGUGAGCUCAGGCAAGCCCUCCGAGAAGAACCUCUACGCCGACAUUGACGCCGCCUGGCAGGCUCUGCGCACCAGGUACGGCAUCAGCCCGGACAGCAUCAUCCUGUACGGGCAGAGCAUCGGCACGGUGCCCACCGUGGACCUGGCCUCGCGCUACGAGUGCGCCGCGGUGGUGCUGCACUCGCCGCUCACCUCGGGCAUGCGCGUCGCCUUCCCCGACACCAAGAAGACCUACUGCUUCGAUGCGUUCCCCAACAUCGAGAAGGUGUCCAAGAUCACGUCGCCCGUGCUCAUAAUCCACGGCACCGAGGAUGAGGUGAUCGACUUCUCUCACGGCCUGGCACUCUACGAGCGCUGCCCCAAGGCCGUGGAGCCGCUGUGGGUGGAGGGCGCCGGGCACAACGACAUCGAGCUCUACAGCCAGUACCUGGAGCGUCUGCGCCGCUUCAUCUCCCAGGAGCUGCCUAGCCAGCGCGCCUAGCGGCGGCCGGUGCACCCGCACCACGCCGGACCUCAGCAAUAAGGCGGCUGCCCGGCGGGCAGGCGCAGCCGUCAGACCUCACCCCAUCCCGGCCCCGGGGGCUGCAUGUGGACCCAGGGCUGUCCAGGCCUCCCAAGACGGCGGGCAGGCGGGCCGGGACCCGCCCCGGCCCAGGGACCGUGGACUAUGUAUAGGUGACGGAGCUAUGCUCUCCUUUUCUUUUGGAAGCAAAAAGAAGAAAAAAACGUGAAAACAGAAAUUAAAGAUUUAAAAUUUCA
Molecule: messenger RNA, 1207 nt
Organism: Galeopterus variegatus (Sunda flying lemur)
Lineage: Eukaryota; Metazoa; Chordata; Mammalia; Dermoptera; Cynocephalidae
Gene: ABHD17A
Product: abhydrolase domain containing 17A
Exons: 4
Coding region: 6-929 (307 amino acids)
Biological process (GO): protein depalmitoylation
Cellular component (GO): endosome membrane; plasma membrane
Molecular function (GO): palmitoyl-(protein) hydrolase activity
Source: RefSeq, a predicted model, not a curated record